Aspergillus udagawae is the source of this 1518-nucleotide messenger RNA. RefSeq names its product translation termination factor eRF1. Lineage: Eukaryota; Fungi; Ascomycota; Eurotiomycetes; Eurotiales; Aspergillaceae. The coding region runs from base 1 to 1518 and encodes 505 amino acids. Gene Ontology annotation, molecular function: translation release factor activity, codon specific; sequence-specific mRNA binding. Gene Ontology annotation, cellular component: cytosol; translation release factor complex. The record is from RefSeq and is a predicted model, not a curated record. The transcript is spliced from 5 exons. Gene Ontology annotation, biological process: cytoplasmic translational termination.
AUGAGCGCGGCUCAGCCGAACGAAGCUGAGAAGAACAUCGAAAUAUGGAAGGUGAAGAAGCUUAUCAAGCGCCUUGAGGCUGCUAGGGGAAAUGGAACCUCGAUGAUUUCUCUUAUCAUUCCCCCCAAAGAUCAAGUCUCCCGAGCGGCAAAGAUGUUAGCUGAAGAAUUUGGUACCGCUUCCAACAUUAAAUCUCGCGUCAACCGCCUCUCUGUCCUUUCAGCCAUCACUUCUACACAGCAACGUCUUAAGCUGUAUAACAAGGUUCCUCCAAAUGGCCUGGUGAUCUACUGUGGUGAAAUUAUCACGUCAGAAGGCAAGGAACGAAAGAUCAACAUUGACUUCGAGCCAUUUAAACCUAUCAAUACCUCGCUCUAUCUUUGUGACAACAAGUUUCAUACAGAAGCUUUGAGUGAGCUCCUUGAGUCGGAUCAGAAGUUUGGCUUCAUUGUAAUGGAUGGAAACGGCGCCCUCUUCGGCACACUGAGCGGAAAUACCCGAGAAGUCAUUCAGAAGCUAAGCGUUGAUUUGCCCAAGAAACACGGUCGUGGUGGUCAGUCCGCGUUGCGUUUUGCCCGUCUGCGUGAGGAAAAGCGUCAUAACUAUGUGCGCAAAAUUGCCGAACUGGCUGUCCAAAACUUCAUCACGAACGACAAAGUGAACGUUGCGGGCCUGAUUUUAGCAGGUUCUGCUGAUUUCAAAAAUGACCUCAACCAGUCAGAUAUGUUCGAUCAGCGUUUGCAAGCCAAGGUCAUCAAAGUCGUGGAUGUCUCUUACGGCGGAGAAAAUGGUUUCAACCAAGCUAUUGAACUCUCCUCGGAGACUUUGAGCAAUGUCAAGUUUGUGCAGGAGAAGAAACUGAUUGGCCAGUACUUCCAGGAAAUCAGUCAAGAUACUGGAAAGGUCUGCUAUGGUAUUGAUGACACUUUGAAGGCGUUGGAACUCGGUGCCGCAGAGACCCUCAUCGUUUAUGAGAACCUCGACGUGACUCGAUAUGUUCUCAAGACGUCAACUGGCUCCGAAGUCAUCGUCCAUGCCACCAAAGCUCAAGAAGAGAACAGAGCGUUGUUCACCGACAAAGAGACUGGCACUGAGAUGGAAGUUGUUGAGCAGACUUCGUUCCUCGAGUGGCUUGCCGAGAACUACAAAGAUUUUGGUGCUACGCUGGAGUUUGUUUCAGAUAAGUCCAGUGAAGGAAACCAGUUUGUGAAGGGAUUUGGUGGAAUUGGAGCACUCUUGCGGUACAAGGUCAACUUCGAACAGCUGGCCGAUCUUGAUGACGAAGAUGAAUUUUACGACGAGAGCGAGGAUGAACGGCCAGAAGUUUCCAAUAUGGAUCUUUUGACGGCUCGCCCUGUUGUUCGUGAAGGUGGCUUUCAUGGUGAACCCGUGGCUACUUUGGCACGUACCGCGCUGUGGUCUGGACAAAACUCUAUAAAGCUGCUCAGAGGAACCGAGUCUGACAACAACGCAUCAGGGCCAUCCAAGCUUCGUAACAUGGUCACUGAGUCUACCUAG